Messenger RNA from Cotesia glomerata, 4541 nucleotides. RefSeq names its product ATP-binding cassette sub-family C member 12-like. The coding region runs from base 479 to 4468 and encodes 1329 amino acids. Gene Ontology annotation, biological process: transmembrane transport. Lineage: Eukaryota; Metazoa; Arthropoda; Insecta; Hymenoptera; Braconidae. Gene Ontology annotation, cellular component: membrane. Gene Ontology annotation, molecular function: ABC-type transporter activity; ATP binding; ATP hydrolysis activity. The transcript is spliced from 16 exons. The record is from RefSeq and is a predicted model, not a curated record.
UAUAACUACAAAAAUAUAUCCGUAGUUAAAUUUAAUAAGCUUUAUUAUAAUAAGUUUUAAUUUAUUGGCGUUGUCGAUAAAGAUAUGUAAGAAAUGCGGGUCAUUUUACGCGAUAACAGUCUUUUAAAUCGUCAUAUCUUCAUUUUAAUCUAUCAAAAGACACGUAGAGAGUAAGAGUAAGAGUAAGAGUAAGAGUAGUCAUUAGUCAUUACUGACUUUGCCUUGAAAGCUCUUAUUUUAUUUCUUCUAAUUUAUUGAAAUUAAAAUCAUAGUUAGUGACUAAGGAUGUGAUCGUUUAGAGUGACAGUAUGUACAUUUCGACAUUGAAUUUUUUUAUCUGAUAAACAUAGAUAGACAGUCAGGAGUGGCUUGAUAUGAUAAGCGAUCGAGUGUCCCUAUACCAAACUUUUAGUUGCUUAAAUAAUAUAAAUCAUAUUUUAAUGUUUAAAAUAAUAAAUCUGGAUUGAUUAAUUGAGGAAUGUCUUCUUCUUCUUUGGGCAUUAUUAAUGAUGCCUGCAUCAGCUUUGAUAACAACGGACAAGGCAAACUUUUGCCAAGAAAAAAAAAUGAUAAAUACAGUUCAACAUACGUACAACACAAUCGCUUAUCAAGAUAUACCACCGCACUUGCUAAUUGUGUACCUGUGAGGUUUAAAAAAAUUCCAGGAUCAGAAAUUCCCUUGGAUAAAAUUGGAUUGCUGUCAAGUGUUUCUUUUAGUUGGAUUAAUGAAUAUAUUAAAGUCGGGUAUAAAAAUGGAUUACGUGAUAAACCAUUGCCUAGUAUAUCAACACAAGAAUCAUGUAAAGUUAAUGGAUCCAGGAUAGAUACAUUAUGGCAUAACCAUGUAGUAGAACGAGGACAAGCAGGCGCAUCAGUACCAAGAAUUGCAUGGCAUUUUGUAAAAACUCGAGUACUUGUCAGUUCUUUCAUAUACUUCUUGGGAAUGUUAAUAUCACUCACCAGUCCGAUAAUAGUGUUGCAAAAAAUAAUAACAGCAACCGAGGACCGAGUGAACAUGACAAGUACACUAGGCAAAAAUACAACCACAAGCAUUAACUCGACAAGCGCCAACAAUACUUUCAGAAACAUAUCUCAAAAUUUAAAACAUGAAAUAAUAAUGGACCAAGUGAUAAUUUUCAGUCAUAUUGGUAUUUUAAUAUCAGCUGAAAUUGUUUCUUACUUUUUAAUUGCAUGGAGCGCUUCAUUGAAUCUUAGAACAGCAACGCGGCUAAGAUCUGCUUGUUUAACUUUAGCAUACAAAAAACUUAUAAAAUCGUCAAUUCGAUUCAACGCUCCAGUUCAUCAGACAUUAACAUAUUUUGUACCAGACAGUAAAACUCUGUACGAAUUGAUAACAAAUGGACCGCUGAUAUUCUCCGGGCCUGUGAUAUUAUUGAUAUCUUCUCUGUACAUCUGGUACUCAAUGGGCCACUGGGCGUUGAUAGGAAUUGCAGCUCUGAUUAUUUUGUACCUCAGCUUGAUAUUCAACGCUUAUUUGACAAAUAUUUUCGCAACGCGCGCAAUGAAUUACUCACUGCGCCGGUUGUUAUUACUUGAAGAAUUUAUAAAUAAAAUUUAUUUAGCGAAAAUUACCCAGUGGGACCGGUGCUUUGUCUCGCGGAUUCACGGAGUGCGUAAAAAAGAACUGGGAGAAUUAAAAAUGGGAGCUCUAAGCGAGGGCUGUAGUCUUUGCAUGGUCCAUAUAAUUCCAAUUGUCACUGUUAGUGCCAUGACAAUGGCUUACUUGCUUACUCAUCAGCAAAUUGUCUCCACCAAUUACAUUCCAUGUCUGAUUUUGAUCCUAAUUAAUUUAAAACACUGCGUAAGAAGCAGUUGGUUAGCAAUGAGCAGUAUUUCACAUGGAUUGGCUUCAUUAAACAAAUUAAAAACUGUUUUGGUAUUAAAAGACACUGAUCGUUAUACUGACAAGCCUAUUGAUAAAAAUUAUGUAAUUACUAUUAAUUCUGGACACUUUUCCUGGGAUUAUAAUAAUGAUAAACGUCAGACGUUUUAUUCCGUAGAAAAUGACAAUCUCCAAGUAGGCCCAGCAUUGAAAGCAUCAUUGUCACCAGAGCUGAUAGACAUAAAUUUCUACGUUCCAAAAGGAAAAUUAAUAGGAGUAUGCGGCGAUUCCGGAAGCGGAAAGUCAUCUUUGCUCCUCGCAAUAAUGGGCCAGUUGAAUCGCAACAAUGGUCAAGUGACUAUCGACGGAAGUAUGUCAUAUGUCCCAGAAGAUUUCCACUUAUUUGAGGGAACUUUGAAGGAAAACAUAGUGAUGAAUGAACCGUUCGAUUCUUCAUGGUACUAUAAAACCGUGCAAGCUUGCAAUUUGACUACAGAUAUCAGUUUGCUCCCAGGUUCGGAUGAUACAGACGUCUACACAGUAGACCUCUCGAUGGUUCAGAAGCAGAAAAUAGCAUUGGCUCGCGCUGUUUAUAUCAAUUGCGACAUCAAUCUGCUGGACAAUCCACUAAAAGAUUUGGAUAUGAUAGAAAGUCUGGAAAUUUUUCACAAAGCUAUUGUUCAAGUUCUUACGCUUAAGAGCGUUGUGAUAAUUACUGAUAAAGUCCAAUUUUUAGAGAGGUGCGAUGUGAUCUAUAUGAUAAAAAAUGGAAAAAUAGUCGAGCAUGGCAAGCACGAGGACCUUUGUCAGUGGAACAAAGAGUACGAUGACCUAAUAAAAUCAUUUGACAAAAAGUAUCGCGGUAAUUCGCAAUUACUUGUUGAUUCUACAAUUAAAAGUAAACGGCUCACUUCGACAGCUGUUUCUUCGAGCAAUAUUAAUUUAAUAUUUAAUAGAGAAGAAACUGAGUUUGAUAUUACAAAAGGAGUUUAUGGAGUUCAAGCUAUAGAUUAUAGAGUCGGUGGAAAAUAUCUCAGUGAAUUUGUUUGUGCAAUGGCUUUGCUUUAUUCUAUUCCAAUCGCUGCUAGUCCUUUAAUUUUUUUUUACAUAUCUCAGGAAACUCUGGUUGAUACUACACUUAUUUCUAUUAUAUUGGCAUCAAUUGUGGGAUUUAUUAUUUUAUUAGGACUUAUUUUGAUGAUUAUUUACAAUAGGGAAAUAUUCAAUGCAGCUAAAAAAAUGCAUGAGAGGUGGCUAAAAAAAAUAAACCGUGCCCACAUAUCAAUAUUCUCAUCAGUGUUCCCUUCAGCACUGAUAAACAUAUGCAGUCAUGAUUUACAAGAAGUGGACCAUACAUUACCAAAAUUAAAAAUAACAAUACUUAUGCACUUCGGAAUUAUUUUAUUCACCAUAACAAUUCUUGGGAUAAUUUUUCCUUGGUUAUUAUUACCGAUGUCAAUAUUUGUUUGUGUAAUAAUAAUUUAUCAAUUAUAUUUACGUCGAUUGAUCCUUGCGCUAAAUGAAUCAAGAAUAGACUCGAUCACGCCGAUUUACAAUCACGUUGUCAACACUGUGAAUGAAAGAGCGACGAUUCAGGCGUACAGGAAAGAAAGAGAAUUUGUUAAAAAAUUUAAUAAAUUCUGCGACGCUAAUGCUACUUAUGAUUUCAUGAUCAAGGCAACCAAGUUAUGGAUAGAAUUUAGGAUUAAAUUUAUUUCAGCAAUUACUCUGGCUGUGGUAAUUGUUAUUUGCGCGGUUGUUAAUGGUGUUAAAGAUCGCUAUCAAGUAUUGGGAUUGGCUUUUAUUUGUACGAUUCAAUUGACGCAAAGUAUUGUCCAUCUUACCGCAGCAAUUAUUGAUGCCUACGGCAGUCUUAUGACUGUUGGUUACAUUGAUAAUUAUAUUCAGAAUAUUCCACAGGAGACAAAAGAUAGUAUCGAUAGGCGUGAGUGGCCGCUGAUACCAAGUAUUCAUUUUCAAAAUGUACUGUUAAUUAAUUCAACAGAUCAUGAGCCAUUGAAUUUUUCUAUUUAUGCUGGAGAGAAAGUUGCAAUUCGUGGUAGCAGUACAGAAAUAAAGAGCCACUUAGUAAAAGUAUUGCUGCAAUUUGACGAAGUUUUUUCCGGAAAUAUUUUAAUAGGAAAUUUAAAUAUCGUUGAUAUAAACAUCGACGUAGUGAGACAAUAUGUAGAUUAUAUACCCAGAGUACCUAUUCUUUUUAAUGGUACCAUAAAGUACAAUUUAGAAUCACAUAAUCGUCGUACUGACAAAGAAAUAAUCGAUGCGUUACAAAAAGUAUUUCUUUGGGAAAAAAUAUCUAAAUUGGACAAUAAGUUGGAGAGCAAUGCAAGUAAUUUAUUCAGUGUGACUGAAAAAAAAUUACUAUCACUUGCGCGUAUUUAUUUAAACUCCACAGUCUUCAAUCGAAGUAUAAUAAUUAUUGAAGAUUUGGAGCCAGACGCUGAGUUGAUAAAUAAUAUUUUACAAGACGUGUUUAAAGAUUUUACAGUAAUUGUGUUAUCGAGUUCAUCCAAUUGGAAUGCUCAGCGUAUUAUUAAGUUACAAUAUUCAAAGGAAACAGGAGCGUUAAAGUCUAACAAUUUAUUGGCUUGUACAAAAAAAUAAAUUGAAAUUUACAUAUUCUAUCAACAAUUAGAACUAAUUAGAAUUAAUAUUAAUAUUAAAUAAAAUAUAAUAU